UUUCUCAGUUCAAACAUGGCAAGCCUGAAAAUCACCAAAAAGCAUCACAAACGCCUCAACAACCCUUUCCCACGUCCACCCAAAACUUUUCCUCUCAUCCAUGGAAGUCUGUUCUUCAAUCAUCGAGCACUCCCUGCAGAACAGAUCUUCCGGGUUGGCAAGGAUUUCUGGCUUAGUUGGAGCUCAAUUCAUGGCGGUUAUCUGUCUAUAUCUCACCACUCUCAACCCACCAGGUCCAUCUGGUCUACCGUCCCUGGACAAGCCUUUGUUUCUGCAGCAAUUGCAGACACAGAGGCGGAGGAAAGUAGAGGUUCGUUUGUUAUAAAAGAUACAAAUGCUCAUUUGAUCUGUAACCAUCAAUAUAUUGAUGAGAUAAGGGUGGUAAACCAAUCUGAAUUCGCUGACGAUAAUUACCAUGAUUCUCCAUUUGGGUUUUGGUCAAUGGACAAGAAACCAGAUUUCAAGGACACCCAUUUCCCUGCUUUGCUCAUAACUGGUUGGGUUUUCUGUCAAAAGAAGAAAAAGAAGCAGCAAGAGCAGUUUCAGUUAGAGAAACUCAUAAUUCAUGGAGCUGUAGAUUUGGAGAUGGAGGGGCAUUCCAUUUCCGCUGCAAGGUAUUGGGUUUUGUUUGAUCAGAAAAACAGUGAUCAAAUUGGGUUCGAAGUGAAAUUUGGAAAACCCAAUUUCCAAUUGCACCCAAGAGCCUCGACAAAAGUUCCAAGAGGCUUGAAGGGUUUCAGGUGGAGGUUGGGCCGUCUUAGAAAACGUCUCGAGUGGUUUUGGUCCCUUUCAAGACCAAGAGGUUUCAUUGCAGUAAUUCGUUCAGAGGAUGAAACAGAAGACGAGAAGGCUCGAGAAUUCCCAGAGUUCAACAGAGUUUUUAUGACUUAUGCAAGUGACAGAGAUGAGAAGUUCUAUGGUUUCGGGGAGCAGUUCUCUUACAUGGAGUUUAAAGGUAGAAGAGUACCCAUUUUUGUUCAAGAGCAGGGGAUUGGAAGAGGAGAUCAACCCGUUACUCUUGCAGCUAAUCUGGUUAGCUACAGAGCUGGAGGUGACUGGAGUACGACUUAUGCACCUUCCCCAUUCUAUAUUACGUCAAAGAUGAAGUCCCUUUACUUAGAAGGAUAUAGCUACUCCGUUUUUGAUCUAACUAGACUGGAUAGAGUCCAGAUAAAGACACAUGGUGAUUCCUUGCAAGGUAGACUACUCAAUGGGAAUUCACCCACUGACCUGAUCGAAAAGUUCACAGAGACUAUAGGGAGACCUCCUGAACUUCCAAACUGGAUCAUCUCGGGAGCUGUGGUUGGAAUGCAAGGUGGGACAGAGGCAGUUUGCCAUGUUUGGGACAAACUAAAGGAUUAUGAUGUCCCCAUUUCGGCAUUCUGGUUGCAGGAUUGGGUGGGGCAGAGGAAGACAGUAAUUGGAUCUCAGCUCUGGUGGAACUGGGAAGUUGAUACAGAUCAAUACAGGGGAUGGCAACAACUAGUGAAAGAUCUAGGUUCAGAGGAUAUUAAAGUGAUGACUUACUGCAAUCCUUGUCUAGCUCCUGUUUAUACUAAAUUAAACAGAAGGAGAAACUUAUUUGAGGAGGCAAAGAAGUUGGACAUCUUAGUUAAAUACAAGAAUGGAGAAACAUACAUGAUUCCAAAUACAGCUUUUGAUGUGGGGAUGUUGGAUCUUACACACCCUGAUGCCUCGUGUUGGUUUAAGCAAAUCUUACAGGAGAUGGUGGAUGAUGGGGUUAGGGGAUGGAUGGCAGAUUUUGGUGAAGGCCUUCCACUAGAUGCAUCCCUCUAUUCAGGUGAGGAUCCUGUAUCUGCCCAUAACAGAUAUCCUGAGUUAUGGGCCAGAAUAAACCGGGAGUUUGUAGAAGAAUGGAAAUCUACUCACUUUUCAGAGGAUAAAGACACAGAAGAGACUUUGGUAUUCUUCAUGAGGGCUGGUUUUAGGGAGAGUCCUAAAUGGAGUAUGCUCUUUUGGGAAGGUGACCAGAUGGUAAGCUGGCAGGCUAAUGAUGGAAUCAAGAGUGCUGUUGUAGGCUUGCUUAGUAGUGGACUCUCUGGAUAUGCCCUUAAUCAUAGUGAUAUUGGAGGCUACUGUGCAGUACCUAUUAUUAAGUAUCAGAGGAGUGAAGAGUUGCUUUUGCGGUGGAUGGAGCUAAAUGCCUUCACUACAGUUUUCAGAACCCAUGAAGGAAACAGACCAUCUUCCAAUAGGCAAUUCUACUCAAAUACUCACACCUUGUCACAUUUUGCACGCUUUGCCAAAGUGUACAAGGCUUGGAAAUUCUACAGGAUUCAACUUGUCAAGGAAGCUGCUCAGAAAGGACUGCCUGUUUGCCGUCAUCUGUUCCUCCACUUUGCAAAGGAUGAACGUGUUCAUAGUUUGACUUAUCAGCAAUUCUUGGUUGGUACUGAGAUCCUAGUGGUGCCUGUUCUCGACAAAGGCAAGAAGGUGGUUAAGGUCUAUUUCCCAUUAGGAGAAAGUUGCUCCUGGCAACACAUUUGGACAGGAAAACAAUUUGACAGACAAGGAUCUGAAAUCUCUGUAGAGGCUCCAGUUGGCUACCCAGCCAUAUUUGUGAAGUCAGGUUCUCCUAUAGGAAAAACCUUUCUGAAAAAUUUGAGUGACCUUGGUGUUCUUUAACAGCAGUUCAAUGAAACCCCUGAUCUGGAGUAUUUGGGAGUCACAAAUCCUUUUGAUCAUCUGGGAACCUGCAUUCAUUCUUCCAUCCAAAUUCAACUUGCAAUCUCUACAGGUGCGAAUACCAUCAACAAAGUGAUAAAACCAAUACUACUUAUUUCUUUCUGCAACUUUGGAUGUAGAUUUGGUUUCCCUAUGAAGGCAUAUAUGUACUCUCAAGUGCUCGAUGAUCUUUAAAAUGGGUGGUAGAUGUUCACCAAUCAACCGAAAACUACAGCCGGAUUCUCAUUGUGUUCACAGUGGCAAUGCUAGUAGUCUUCCUCCACAACUUGCAGCACAAAGUUGGUUUAGAGAUGUACCUUGUUGCUUUGACCUCAGAAGAUAUUCCCACUAGACAGACUUGAAAUGCAUCCAUGGCUGUAAAAUCUUCAGCAACACAAUGUUGGUUGCUUCCUUGGUUUUGGUGAUGGGAAGAUGUAAAUUUUAACAAUGUAAUAGUGUAAAACUUGUAACAGGAAUUCAUAUUAAGAGUGUAACAUUGUCUCCGAUUGUACACAUUUUGUAAAGAAUUGAAGAAUUCUGUCUUUGGAAACUA
Nelumbo nucifera (sacred lotus) is the source of this 3238-nucleotide messenger RNA. RefSeq lists its product as uncharacterized. Lineage: Eukaryota; Viridiplantae; Streptophyta; Magnoliopsida; Proteales; Nelumbonaceae. The record is from RefSeq and is a predicted model, not a curated record. Gene Ontology annotation, molecular function: hydrolase activity, hydrolyzing O-glycosyl compounds; carbohydrate binding. Gene Ontology annotation, biological process: carbohydrate metabolic process.